GAAGCGGGCCUCGCCUCAGUGCUCGGCGGCGGCGGCGGCUCUGCGGGACUCUGGUGGCGGCGCUCCUAAUGGCUGCGCACGGGCCGCGGUGAGGCGCCGGCGGAGAGCGACGGGCGCGGGCCGCGGAGCAGCCAGAGCGAGCGUGCGCGCAGCCGGACCCCGGCCAGGCCCGGCCCGACCCGCCGAGCCCGCGAUGCACCCCGGGGCCGCCCCCCGGCGCAGCUGACGCGCGCCCCGCGGACACCGGCCGGCCGGCCGGCCAGGCCACGAUGGCGGGGAAAGCGGCCGCCCCGGGCACCGCGGUGCUGCUGGUCACGGCCAACGUGGGCUCGCUCUUCGACGACCCGGAUAACCUGCAAAAGAACUGGCUCCGGGAGUUCUACCAGGUCGUCCACACGCACAAGCCGCACUUCAUGGCCCUGCACUGCCAGGAGUUCGGGGGGAAGAACUACGAAGCCUCCAUGUCACACGUGGACAAGUUCGUCAAAGAACUGCUGUCAAGCGAUGCGAUGAAGGAAUAUAACCGGGCUCGCGUCUACCUGGACGAGAACUACAGGUCCCAGGAGCACUUCACAGCUCUAGGAAGCUUUUAUUUUCUUCACGAAUCCUUAAAAAACAUCUACCAGUUUGACUUCAAAGCUAAGAAGUAUAAAAAAGUCACUGGCAAAGAGAUCUACUCGGACACGUUGGAGAGCACGCCCAUGCUGGAGAAAGAGAAGUUCCCGCAGGACUACUUCCCCGAGUGCAAAUGGUCAAGAAAAGGCUUUGUUCGGACAAGAUGGUGCGUCGCAGACUGCGCCUUUGACUUGGUGAACAUCCACCUUUUCCAUGACGCUUCCAACCUGGUUGCUUGGGAGACCAGCCCCUCUGUGUACGCGGGCAUCCGGCACAAGGCCCUGGGCUAUGUGCUCGACAGGAUCAUUGACCAGCGAUUCGAGAAAGUGUCCUACUUUGUCUUUGGUGACUUCAACUUCCGACUGGAUUCCAAGUCCGUGGUGGAGACUCUCUGCACAAAGGCCACAAUGCAGACGGUCCGGGCCGCCGACACCAACGAAGUCGUGAAGCUGAUUUUCCGGGAGUCAGACAACGACCGGAAGGUGAUGCUGCAGUUGGAAAAGAAACUCUUCGACUACUUCAACCAGGAGGUUUUCCGAGACGACAACGGCACUGCGCUCCUAGAAUUUGACAAAGAGCUGUCUGUCUUUAAGGACAGGCUGUAUGAACUGGACAUCUCGUUCCCUCCCAGCUACCCGUACAGUGAGGACUACAGCCAGGGCAGGCAGUACAUGAACACCCGGUGCCCCGCCUGGUGCGACCGCGUCCUCAUGUCCCCGUCGGCCAAGGAGCUGAUUCUGAGGUCGGAGAGCGAGGAGAAGGUUGUCACCUAUGACCACAUCGGGCCCAACGUCUGCAUGGGAGAUCACAAGCCCGUGUUCCUGGCCUUCCGCGUGGCGCCCGGGGCAGGUAAAGCUCACGCACACGUGCACAAGUGUUGUGUCGUGCAGUGACGUGUGGGAGGCGAUGCCAGCGACACGAGAGGACCCUUCGCGAGCCCUGCCUAUAGCGUGAGGAGCAGAUGGAAGUCGCGUCCAUGGAAAUCCACACUCAACAGCUGCAUCGAUUAACCCGCCCGAGCGCCACCCGCUAGCCGGCCGGCCCACACUUCGCUUCAGCCUCCGGCCCUCCCGGGGGAGCCUCACAUACCUCACUGUCUUGUCUGUUCAUGUGACAUUAAGUAGAAAUAUUGGGUUUUUUAAUAAGUCACAGUCCUGUUGCCAAAACUCUAAUAGACAGCAGAGAUUCUGUAUUUUAGACUUCACGGUUUUCAGUUUGUAAUAAUUGUCAGCGUGGGAACCCCACGGGUGUCAAAUGUCCCCUCUGCCAGCUGGAGGUGUGCCGGGCGGGAGCGGGCUCUGUGCUGACUCGGGCAGCGUGGCCACUGUGAGGACAGCGAGGGCCCUGGCUCCAGCCGACGGCCCCUCCUGUGUUGUUCCUUCCACUGCCAUGUACAUGGGGUCUGAAUCACACUGCAGCUGCUUCCCCGUUUUAUAUAUAAAUAUAUAUAAAUAUAUACUUUUUAAAAUAAUUUAUAAAUCUUACCAAAACUUAUGCUAAAUAUGCUUUCCAGUAUGAAUGCUCAAGAGUGUCAUAUCAGCAGGUAGAAUUGGAGUCUAGGAGUUUAGUUAUGUGAACGUCACACACAUACCUGCAGAACAGGUGACGUGCCUGGCAGUGCAUCGUGGGUGAUCAGCGCCAGUACACCUGGCUACACUAGCAGCCAUCGCUCCUCUGCCUUCUCCUGUGUAAUAUUAGACCUGAAUGUGAAGGUUAUAGCCGACUUGGUUGUACCUUUUAAGAAUUUUGUAAACCGUUCUGUCUGUCUUUUGUUACUGUUCUAUGGUGCCAAGUAUUAUACAUAAAACAAUAAUAUCAUGGGAGAAGUAAAAAUAGCCUAGUUCGCUUCCAAUAGAAAUUGCUUUUAACAUGGGCUGUACAUAAAAACAUUAAGAGGAACAGAACUGUAAACGUCCUGGGCUCAGCUGCAAACGCCCCACGCAGAUCCGUGCUGCCCACACUCUCCCAGCACUGAGUUAGCGCCGAGCUGACGGGAGCCUGCGGGGGAGAAGCCUUGCGUUUAUUCGUCUGCUCUAGAACACUAAGAAGUCCUGGGCUGGAGGCCGCAGGCAGACGCUGUUUAGGUCAGUCACUACCAGUGCAAGUGAUGCGGGGUCCGCUUGCCGAAUCUGUUCUUGACAAUGCGGGGGUCUGGGUCAGGGCGGUCACUGUGCUGUCCACUUCCAAGCGGUGAUUCUGUUCAGCGGGUUCAGCUGUUGAUCACUGUGGAGGCCUUUAGAAAUGACCGCUCCGGUUCCUAAGCAAUAAAAUUGAUCAUGGUGAACGCA
Messenger RNA from Myotis daubentonii (Daubenton's bat), 2903 nucleotides. It is a transcript of the gene INPP5A, whose product is annotated as inositol polyphosphate-5-phosphatase A. Gene Ontology annotation, biological process: phosphatidylinositol dephosphorylation. NCBI's taxonomy places the organism in Eukaryota, Metazoa, Chordata, Mammalia, Chiroptera, Vespertilionidae. The record is from RefSeq and is a predicted model, not a curated record. Gene Ontology annotation, molecular function: inositol-polyphosphate 5-phosphatase activity.